GAAAGAGAGAAUAUUUUAGGCUUUCUGUAAAAUUUUAGAAUAAAGAGACAACUACUCGUACAAGCCUUUUCCGCUGGGAGAGAGAGAGAGAAACAGAGAGAGAGAUGUCGGACGAGGAACACCACUUCGAAUCCAAGGCCGACGCCGGAGCGUCCAAGACCUACCCUCAACAAGCUGGUACCAUUCGUAAGAAUGGCUACAUCGUCAUCAAGAACAGGCCUUGCAAGGUUGUUGAAGUUUCGACCUCGAAAACUGGCAAGCAUGGACAUGCAAAGUGCCACUUUGUGGGAAUUGACAUCUUCAAUGGGAAAAAACUUGAAGAUAUUGUUCCUUCAUCGCACAACUGUGAUGUUCCUCAUGUUAAUCGUACCGACUAUCAGCUAAUCGAUAUCUCUGAAGAUGGUUUUGUGAGUCUUCUGACCGACAAUGGAAACACCAAGGAUGAUCUGCGGCUUCCCACCGAUGAAAAUCUGCUUAGCCAGAUUAAAGAUGGUUUUGCUGAAGGAAAGGACCUUGUGGUGUCAGUCAUGUCUGCAAUGGGAGAGGAGCAGAUCAAUGCCCUUAAGGACAUUGGUCCUAAGAACUAAAUAUGAUGAUGAUGCUUUAGCAGUAGCUAUUGCUGAUGAAAGAAAAAACAGCCUUAUAAAUUUUAAUUUUCAAAAUUUGAUUUCAAUGUUGCUAACAGAAAUUUAUAUCAACCCUUUAUAUAAUGUGUGUGUGUGCAAUAAAACCUUUACUAAAGAUGGUAUUAAAGCUAUGAAAUUGGUCUUGUUAGUUACCAA
This is a messenger RNA of Humulus lupulus (European hop), 782 nucleotides long. RefSeq names its product eukaryotic translation initiation factor 5A-3. The coding region runs from base 105 to 587 and encodes 160 amino acids. Gene Ontology annotation, molecular function: ribosome binding; translation elongation factor activity; RNA binding. Gene Ontology annotation, biological process: positive regulation of translational elongation; positive regulation of translational termination. Lineage: Eukaryota; Viridiplantae; Streptophyta; Magnoliopsida; Rosales; Cannabaceae. The transcript is spliced from 5 exons. The record is from RefSeq and is a predicted model, not a curated record.